AUGGAGCCUGAUAGUAUGUGGUCCUCACUGAUGAGGGCCAAGUAUGGAGCUUUGGUUCCUGGUGUGAGAGCAGCCCGCCACCAUUCUCUGGUGUGGCGGGAGAUGUGUGCCAGAGCAGGGGUGGUCCUAUCGAAGAUUAGAUGGGCUAUUGGUGAUGGUCGCUCCAUCGAUGUCUUGGAGGAUUGUUGGGUGACUGCUGUGCCGAUCAGCCGUAUGCCGACCAUGGUGGAUUCGGUGCGACUAACGGGCCAGAGGGUCAGUGACCUGUUGGAUCCAGAUGAGGGCGGAUGGAGGGAGGGGCUGUUACGAGAGGUGUUUGGGGUGCAGCUGGCAGAGAUGAUUUUGGGUCUUCCGGUGCCAUUUCAGGGGGAGUCUGACAGGCUGGUCGGGGCGCCGUCGGGCCGAUCACAGGUGCGAGCUAGGGAUCUACAUGCUCUUUUCAGUAGGGAGCCAGCUAGACGGAUUGAGGGAGGUUGGAUCUGGAGGAUGCAGAUUCAUCCACGAGUGGCGCUCUUCAUCUGGAAGGUGGCUUGGGGCUGCCUUCCUACCAGGAGUAUGCUAGUCAGACGGGGCAUGUGGGUCCCUCAGGGGUGCGAGGGACAUCUGGGGUACCCGCAGUGCUGUUUUAGCGUCCAGGUUUGCCGUUGUUUCUUGGAUACCCCCACCCUUGGUUAUCUUAAAGUGAAUUUUGAUGGCAGUGUGGCGACGGACAGGAGGUUGGGAGGAGUUGGAUUUGUUAUCCGAGACCAUUUUGGGAGUUUGGUUGCAGCGGGAGGGCGGGGCUCGACAGGUCUCACGGUUGCUGGGGCAGAGCUGUAG
Phoenix dactylifera (date palm) is the source of this 819-nucleotide messenger RNA. The record is from RefSeq and is a predicted model, not a curated record. NCBI's taxonomy places the organism in Eukaryota, Viridiplantae, Streptophyta, Magnoliopsida, Arecales, Arecaceae.